This is a messenger RNA of Haliotis rufescens (red abalone), 1504 nucleotides long. RefSeq lists its product as uncharacterized. The coding region runs from base 377 to 1024 and encodes 215 amino acids. The record is from RefSeq and is a predicted model, not a curated record. The transcript is spliced from 5 exons. Lineage: Eukaryota; Metazoa; Mollusca; Gastropoda; Lepetellida; Haliotidae.
CUGGAAAUCCCAGGUUAUAGGGCUACUGCGUUCUUACAUGAUAUAUGUGUGUUGACGGAAGCAUGGUUUACAGGAAACCGAACGAAGCAAAUAUUGUGAGUAUCGUCUGUAAUAUUAUAGUCCACGAUAGCAUUUUGUAUUGCUGAAUGGUCAUUCAGACCGUGAUUCGGGAAGAAGUUGGUACACGCACCUAGCAUGAUCACAGCCAUGUUACUGCUGACAGCGGCGGUUAACCACACCGAACAACGAACACUGUGGGCCUGCGUCUCUACUGUUUGAACCUCCCCAUUGUUUGAUGUGCUGAUGUCUGAAUUACCCAUGAGGAACUUUCGUUGCUGCUGAACGCGACGAAUUAUUAAUAUUAAAAAAGAUAGAAAUGUCUACUCAAUUUAAGUGUUACCAGGACCUCUGUAAGCAAGGUGCUCAGUAUUGCUCUGAGACCAGAAGACGAUGCUAUUGGUGUGACGACGCAUCCAGUGAAUGCUGGACACAGAACAUGCCAAGCCAGUGCAACGAUUACUGUGAAGAUUUACGACAACAAUUAAUGAACGAAUCAUAUAGGAGAGGUUAUACAGACGGACUUUCAGCUAAUAAAGGACCAGAGUAUCCCUUCAUCAUAUCAACUUCAGCUGUCGUCCUCUUGGUAUUACUAUGUGGAUUCCUUGUUCUGAGAAUUUGGAAGUUAAUGAAAAGAAUCAAGACAUCACGUGCAGAACAUAGAAGCUUUUCGGUUCACGAUCAAGAAACUCCAGAAACAACCCCAUUGACACAGCCAGGCGACGAGGUGAUCGACAUGGACAUCACAGAACCUACAGAUGAUGGCAGUUCAACAAACACACCAGGCCGCCAUGCCAGUGUUGAUUCGGGACUUGAUAAUAGAGACAGCAUGCACUCAUCCAUCACGCCAUGUCCAUGUAAUCGCGAUGGAAAUGCACCGGAAGUAUGCAUUCGUGGCACGGGUCUGAAGCAGCUGCCCCCACGAAAUGACGAUGGUAGUCUGAAAACCGCAAUCCUGUGUGGCUGAAAAUGCUACAAAAAGGAAGUACCUUCAAGAAGUUGGAGUACUUAUUUAGGCUAAGAUAUAGUGAUGAACAACUUACAAUAAGAACCACGUUUCGGUUUAGGUUCAUCACUUGCUUGAUAACGGUGUUAGAACCUACACCGAAACGUCGCUCUUAAUUGUAAUAAAGAAGUUGUUCAUCCAUAUAUCGUAACCCUAUUUACUUACAUAUAGGAAUGCCGUGGGGAUUCGGAAUAGAAUAGGUCCCCAGUACUCCAUGCUUGUCGUACAAGGCGACUAAAAUGGAAUUAAAUUACUAUGGCUGUUGAGCUUGCAUGGAUUCGUGUCAAGUUCAGUAUGGCUGUACUUUGUCGAUCUGCCUUUUGUCAUUCAAUCCAUGCAUGGUAUAUAGAGAAUCUCACCUGAGUGUCUUUUGAUAUCAAAUAUAUCAACACGAGUUGAUAAAAGUGGAAAAAUUCCGAGGCUUGCCGAGGAUUUUUGCCA